UGUAUAUAUCUGUUGAUUAUUAACGUAAGAUUAUGACUGAUUAAACUUUAUGAAGGCAUGCCAUUUACUUUAUUUCACAUAUGUUUAUAUUUUAUAUUUUAUAGGAACUAUUUUAUGAAAUACUUUUAAGCGACAUACUUUUAUGUAAAAGAAAUGACCAAAACAAUUGCACCAAAUCCUGCUAUGAAGAUACACCUGAUCAGAAGUACCUUUAAUUUGUAAAAAAGAAAUACUCCACAUGGCUAAACUACCUCAAGUAUGUCUAGUUCUUAGUCAUUUCAAAACCCCUUUCAACUGACCCCAUUUAUUUUUGUAUAAUAUAUGGUCCUAUCAAACGAUACAGCUAUUACCCUAGAACAGAAUCACAUCGCCAAGUUGUAUAACGCUUGGAAAGAUUAGCAUUAUGUUAAUGCAAAUUAAUGCGGAUUCAUACAAUUCCUCAAAGUUUGUCAAACUAGGAGAUGUAAGGCUCUUCUAGGGGACCUACUUUAGGUUGACAGGAUCUCCGGGAGUUGUUGUAAUGAUGGUUGAGGAAACUUGGUUUCAGAAAUAAGCAAGACCACAUUACAGAUUGUCUUUGAGCUUGAUAUCCUACCUGUAAAGCUUCUCACAGGCCGUGUCACACCACUGUUCAAGCCCAGCGCACAAAGCAGAAGCAGAACACAUCUUGCGCCCCUUUCCACUGAAUACAUAUUAAAUCCCACGCGGACUCGACGCCAACGACAUUUGAGUCUGCGCUGGAAAAACGCUUUCCACGCGGGUGAUAGGUUAAGCUCCGCCCACAGUGUGGAGGCGCUCAUUGAUUGAAAUCGGAGUGAACGGCCUAAGCAGAUGUGUAUCAUGCUUGGGUGCUGAGCUCUGGUGUGAAACGGCCUUCAUGCAACAAGCCAUUUGUAUUCAUAGACAUACCCUGAAUAUACACUAGUGACUCUUCAUGUAGUUUGUUUUGUCAGUAUUGUGUAUUUACUGUAUGUAGUACCAUUCCUCCCUCACUGUAACACGGAUCAUAAAAGGCUUAGCAAAAAGGAUAAAGAGGUUGAUCUUCUAUAAGAAAAGCUGUGCAGCCGUGUUGCCUUUCUCUGAAGCCCGUUUGUAGCGUUCACGUCUCCUAGGAGCGGUCUGUUGGCUGUUGAACCGUGGACCUGCCAGAGGACAGGGGAGAUGUGCUCCUGGUUACACUGGCAACCCGCAGCUUGGACAGGCGUGCAAGGUCAAUGGUGACUGCUCUAACUGUGACCAAAGAGGUACUGUUGGCUGCAAUGGAGGAGCUUGUAACUGUAAGAUUAACAUCGAGGGCUCAUCUUGCGCCAACUGCAAGUCUGGAACCUUCCACCUCAGCCCGGACAACAAAGAUGGCUGCCUGUCUUGCUUCUGUAUGGGCGUGACUCAGCUGUGUUCCAGCUCCACCUACUACAGAGACCUGGUCUCCUCCGUCUUCACUCCAGGGAACUUCCAGGACUACGCCCUGGUGAACCGCCAGCGAACCAACCGCAUCACCUCUGGCUUCUCCGUGGAGGUGUCCACCGACGGCACCCAGCUCUCCUACAGCAACUUUGACUACCUGAACCAGGAGCCCCACUACUGGCAGCUGCCCGGAGCCUACCAGGGGGACAAGUACGCUCUGGUCUUCAAAGGGUUCGGCUCCCGCCAGGAAGAGCCGCUCUACUGGCGGCUCCCGGGCCACUUCACAGGGGACAAGGUGGUCUCCUACGGUGCCAAGCUGAGGUACACCAUCUCCUACGUGGCCAGCUCCAGGGGAACACACCUGGACGACGCAGACGUUCAGAUCAUCGGCAACGACAUCACCCUGGUGGCCCGCCAGUCCUGGCAGAGGAGGCAGCAGGGAGCCCGCGAGUCCAAACGCUUUGAGAUUGUCUUCAGAGAGGAGAACUGGCAGCGUCCGGACGGCAUGCCGGCCACCCGGGAGCACCUGAUGAUGGUGCUGGCCGACCUGGACGACAUCCUGAUCCGCGCGUCCCACUCCAGCGAGAUGCGCUCCUCCAGCAUCUCUGAGGUCAGCAUGGAGGUGGCUGUGCCCAACUACAGCGGCCUGGCCCAGGCGUUGGAGGUGGAGCAGUGCCGCUGCCCGUCCGGAUACCAGGGACUCUCCUGCCAGGACUGUGCUGUCGGAUACAGCCGUACGGGGGGAGGUCUGUACCUGGGCCACUGUGAGCUUUGUGAAUGCAAUGGCCACUCCGACUCCUGCCACCCAGAGACUGGCAUCUGCACGAGCUGCCUGCACAACACCCAGGGCGAGCUCUGUGAGCAGUGUGCCACCGGUUUCUACGGCGACCCCACCGUCGGGACCCCCGAGGACUGCCAGCCCUGCUCCUGCCCCAACACGGACCCCGACAACCAGUUCUCCCCCACCUGUGAGAGUCUUGGUAACGGAGGCUACCAGUGCACUGCCUGUCAGCCUGGUUAUACAGGCCAGUACUGUGAACGCUGUGCUCCGGGCUACGUUGGCAACCCACAAGAGAGAGCGAAGUGUCGUCCUUUCGAUGACGCAGCCUCCCUGGUGGUGAAGGUGUACCCAGAGCGGGUGCUCACCUCCCAGGGCGGCUCAGUGACCCUGAGGUGCCAGGUGAGCGGAGCCCCACCACACUACAUAUUCUGGUCCAGGGAGGACGGACUGCCCAUCUCCACCAACGCCGAAAGAAGCAGAAACGGAGAGGAGCUGCACUUCAGCAGCGCGCAGCCCAACGAUGCUGGCGUCUACAUCUGCACCUGCAGAGACCUGCGCAGCACCAACAGGAGUCGGGCCGAGAUCGUGGUCGCAGCGGUGUCGUCCAAGCUCAUCGAGGUGACCGUGGAGGAGCCCCAGACCCAGAACAUCAGACCAGGAGCCACCGUCAGCUUCAUCUGCACCGCCAAGAGCAAGUCUCCGGCCUACACGCUGGUGUGGACGCGGCAGGGCAACGGCAAGCUGUCCAACCGGGCCAUGGACUUCAACGGCAUCCUGACCAUCCAGAACGUGCGGCCUGAGGACGCCGGCGUCUACAUCUGCACGGGCUCCAACAUGUACGCCAUGGACGAGGGCAACGCCGCCCUCUUCGUGCUAGAGCCCUCACAGACACAGAUGUUUUACACAGCCUAUGAAAUGUUUGAAGGACAUAGACAGCCCGGGGACGGGUCGCAGCCCGUGGCCACGGUCACUCCCGCAGUGCUGAGCGUCCAGUCGGGACAGCGGGCCGAGUUCCGCUGUGCCGCCACCGGGAGUCCAACACCGGCCGUCGAGUGGAUCCAAAUCCGACCUCGAUCCCAAGCCAAGGUGCACGGGGGGCUCCUAUCCUUUUCGUCCGUGCAGAAGUCCGACGAGGGGGAGUACAUCUGCAAGGCCCUGAACACCCACGGCGAGCACACAGUGCGAGUCACCCUCUAUGUGCAAAAGUCCAACACGGGCGGACAUAUUAUUGGAGGCGGUCAUGGCAACACAGGUGGUCAUGGCAACAACGGCGGUCAUGGCAAAACAGGUGGUCAUGGUAACACAGGUGGUCAUGGCAACACAGGUGGUCAUGGCAACACAGGUGGUCAUGGCAACAACGGCGGUCAUGACAACACCGGGGGCCAUGGCAACAAUGGCGGUCAUGACAACUCGGGCGGUCAUGGCAACACGGGCGGCCAUUCCCACACUGGCGGUCACGGCCAAACAGACUCUCAGGUCAACACAGGUCUGGUCAGCCAGCCCCAGGUCCAAGUGAGCCCCCCCAGUGCCGAGAUCCACGAGGGCGAGACCCUGAGGCUGUACUGCCGGGCCUCCGGAUCGCCCGCGCCCAAGCUCACCUGGCUGAGGAACGGGGGUCAGGUCCCGCCCCAGGCCAUUCCCUCUCACGGUUUCCAUCAGUUUAAAAGCAACAGUCUCGAUCUGUUACAGAGACGUAUUGAAGAGCUGCAGAACCGCAUGGAUCGCACUGACAUCGGCACGCUGCUCAUUCCCAACGCCAAGGCGUCCGACUCUGGGAACUAUAUGUGCGUCGGAAGCAACAGCGCUGGCUCGAGCAGGGCCUCCAUCCAGGUCACUGUGAUCAAGGCGGACCAUGUGACCGCGCCGGUCAGCAUCCAGCCCUCCAUAGCUGACGUGCAGGAAGGCCAGAGCCUGGUGCUCAACUGCUUGACUACUGGGAGCCCCCUACCCAGAGUCACAUGGACCCGGGCCAGAGGACGCCUGUCUGCCAACCACCAGGUUCUUGGCAAUCAGCUGCGCAUCGUGUCGGCCACUCCUGACGACUCCGGGGACUACAUCUGUCGGGUGAUCAGUAACCAGGGCAACCAAGAGACCCCCGUCCAACAGGCGGCGGUCUCCGUGUCUGUCACCUCGUCUUCCUCCCGCCUGCAGACGCCCAUCAUCUCCAUCGAGCCCCACAGCGCCUCGGUGCGUCUGGGCCAGGCGGCCAGCUUCAAGUGCCGGGUGUACAGCGGAGCCACGCCCGUCCGCCUCGAGUGGAAGAUGUCCAACAACAGAGCCCUGCCAGCUAACGUCAAGGUCUCCCGGGACGGUUCUGUGAUCACCAUUUCCAACGCCCAGCCCAGCAACCGCGGGGCGUACCACUGCGUGGCCAGCAACCUGUUUGGUAUCACCCAGAGCAUUGUCUCCUUCAAUGUCAGAGAGGCCCCCGUGGGGUUGGUGACCCCUAGCGGGCCGGUGAGGGUCCGGGUCGGGGACCCCAUCGUCCUGGAGUGCCAGUCGUCCGGAGAGCCCCGCCCGUCCGUCUCCUGGCACAAGCUGGACAGCAGCCGCAAGACCAUGCUGAACAGCCCCGCGCCCAUGGACUCCAACGUCGUGCUGGAGGUUCUGUCCGCCCGGCCGGAGGACGGCGGCACCUACGUGUGCACGGUGCGCAACAGCGAGGGCAGCACGGAGACCCGGGUGAACGUGGUGGUGGAGGGCGGGGCCCGGCUGCCCAGCGCGCCCAGGGCCUCCGUCCUGGAGCCCCUCAUGAUCGUGGAGGAGGGCAAGACCGUCACGCUGCACUGCAAAGCACAUGGCUUCCCUACCCCCAGGAUCAGCUGGUCUAAGCUGCGCUCCCCUCUCCCCUGGAGGCACAGCGUGGUGAACGGCAGCCUGGUGCUGCCCAGCGUGGGCCGUCAGGACUCUGGAGAAUACAUCUGCAACGCCACCAACAACCUGGGCACCAGCGAGGUCAUCAUCACGCUGGACGUGGAGACCGUGCCCUACGCCACCGCCAUGCCCGACGACGUGGCCGUGCGCGUGGGGGAGGUGAUCCGGCUGCAGUGCGUGGCCCACGGGACCCCCCCCCUGCAGUACACCUGGAGCAAGGAGGAGGGCAGCCUGCCCGCCCGGGCCAUGGUCAGCGAGGGCGACCUGCAGAUCGACCUGGCCACCCCGGACGACGCCGGCAACUACCAGUGCGCCGUGACGAACCGGAUGGGCCGCAGCGAGACCCUGGCCAAGGUCACCGUGAGAUCCCCCCUGGGGGUCCGCAUCUACCCCCAGGUGGACGUGAAGGCCCUGGGCGGGACGGUGGAGUUCACCUGCUCUGCAGCAGGGGGCGCUGAGACCAUCAUGGAGUGGCUGAAAGAAGGAGACGUUCUGCCUCCAAACCACCAUGUCAAGGACGGUGUGCUGAGGAUUGAGAAUCUCAAGCAAAGCGAUGAAGGCGUUUACAUCUGCAGAGCUAGCAGUCCAUACGGCCAGGCCCAGGACUCUGCUACGCUCACCAUCCAAGCGCUGCCCAAGGUGAUGAUCAACGUGCGCACCUCCAUCCAGACGGUGAUGGUGGGCAACGCGGUGGAGUUUGAGUGCCAGGCCAUCGGCGACCCCCAGCCCACGGUGCGCUGGAGCAAGGUGGGCGGCACGCUGCCCGCCCACAUCGUGGUGAAGGAGGGCAUGCUGCAGAUCAGCCAGGUGACGGAGGCGGACGCCGGGGAGUACCGCUGCACCGCCACCAACGACGUGGGCUCGGUGCAGUCCCAGGUGGUGCUCAAAGUCCAGUCCCUGCCUCAGAUCGCGGCGCUGCCUGAGACCAAGGAGGUGACGCUGGGCUCGGACGCCGUUCUGCCCUGUGAGGCCUCAGGGUAUCCUGAGCCCAAGAUAAGAUGGUCCAAGCUGGGUGAGGAGCUCCCACCCAAGUGUUUCCAGGUGCUGAACGUACUGACGGUGCCGCGCGUCACCCAGGAGGAUUCUGGGACGUACGUGUGCACCGCCGCCAACAAGCAGGGCAAGGUGGAGGCCUUCACCAGUCUGCAGGUCCACGAGAGAGUGAUGCCCUACUUCACUCAGGAGCCCCUGUCCUACCUCUCACUGCCCACCAUCAGGAACGCCUACAAGGCCUUCAGCAUCAACAUCACCUUCAGACCCGACAACGUUGACGGUGUCAUAUUGUACGCCGGGAUGAUCGUCUACAACGGCCAGAGGAAGAGCACAGGAGCAGACUUCAUGUCCCUGGGUCUCGUGGGCGGACGCCUGGAGUUCAGGUUCGACGUGGGCUCCGGCAUGGCCACCAUCCGCGACCCCAACCCCAUCACACUGGGAGAGUUCCACACAGUGGAGCUGCACCGCAACCUCACCCUGGGGUCCCUCCGCGUGGACGGGGGGGAGGCCAUCAACGGCAGCUCCCAGGGCAAGUUCCAGGGGCUGGAUCUGAACGAGGAGCUCCAUGUGGGGGGCUACCCCAACUACACCCUCAUCGCCAAGACAGCGGGCAUCAAGACCGGCUUUGUGGGCUGUAUCCGUCAGCUGAUCAUCCAGGACGAGGAAGUGAUCUUCAAAGAUCUCGACCGCAGCUCCACCGGCGUCACCAACUGUCCCACCUGCAAGGACCAGCCCUGCCAGAAUGGGGGCAAUUGCGUAGUUUCAGAGGCCAGCUUGUACAAAUGCGGCUGUCUGGAAGGAUUUACUGGCAGCAACUGCCAGCAUCACUCUGCACUGCAUUGCCACAUCGACGCGUGCGGUCCUGAUGCCACCUGCAUCAACCGUCCCAACGGCCUCGGCUACGACUGCCGCUGCCAUCUGGGCAAGUCAGGAAACAAGUGCAUGGGAGGUGAGUUGGUGACCACGCCCAUGUUUGAUGGCGACGCGUCCUACAUCGCCUACCCCCCGCUCACCAACGUCCACGACGACCUGCGGGUGGAGCUGGAGUUCAAGCCGCAGGAAGGCGACGGCCUCAUGUUCUUCUGCGGGGGGAAGAAGAUGAAGGUGGAGGACUUUGUGGCCGUCUCCAUGGUGGACGGACACGUGGAGUUCAGAUACGAGCUGGGCACAGGCCAGGCCAUCCUGCGCAGCCCGGAGCCGGUCUCCCUGGGCCAGUGGCACCGAGUGGUGGCCGAGCGGAACAUGAGGGAGGGCCAGCUGAGGGUGGACCAGGGGCCCAUGGAGAAGAAGACGUCCCCGGGCAAGGCCCAGGGCCUGAACAUCCACACGCCCAUGUACCUGGGAGGGGUGCGGGAUGUGGGCAUGCUGCCCAAGCCAGCCAACAUCAGCGUACUUUUCACGGGGUGCAUCGGAGAGGUCUCCAUCAACAACAAGAAGGUGGACCUGUCCUACAGCUUCACGGAGAGCCGCGGAGUCCGCAAGUGUGCCGAGGACAGCCCCUGUGACCGCCGGCCCUGCCUGCACGGGGGCCACUGCAUGUCCAACGCCGAGUACGAGUACCAGUGCCUCUGCAAAGACGGCUUUGAGGGAGAGCACUGCGAGGUGGUGAGGGAGGUGUGCCAGAGAGACCACCAGUGCCACAGCGGCGGGAGCUGCGUGGAGGGCCAGUGUGUGUGCACGGCGGGACACUCGGGCCUGUACUGUGAGGAAGGCCCGCUUUCCAGCCACACUGAGGCCCCGUGGAAUUUGGAGGGUAACGGGGUGAAUGACUCGCCCUAUCAGUAUGCAGCACAUUUCAACAACGAUGGCUACAUUCCCCUUCCCAAACUCAUCUUCCCCCGAAGCGCCCAGGACACGCCCGAGACCAUUGAGCUGGAGGUCCUCACAACCUCCUCGGAGGGCCUGGUGCUCUGGCAGGGGGUGGAGACCAAUGGCACACGCCAUUUGCGCAAGGUGCAUGCUAACAAAAAGGAAAUGGGCGAUAGGGGAAAGGGCAAGGACUUUAUCAGCCUGGGGCUGCAGAACGGACACCUUGUUUUCAGUUACCAGCUGGGCAGUGGAGAGGCGGAGAUUAAAUCGUGGGAGCCAAUCAAUGACGGCCAAUGGCACAAGGUCACCGCUGUCAGAACUGGAAAAGAGGGCUACAUCCAGAUAGACGGGGGAGACAUGAGACACGGGCAGUCCAAGGGCAAAAGCCUCAUGGUCAACACCAAAGGCAGAAUAUACCUGGGGGGCGCUCCGGACAUGGUGGGGAUGACGGGCGGGAAGUUCUCCGGCGGUAUGCGGGGCUGCGUGCGCAGCGUGUCGCUGAUGAGCGCGUGGCCUGGGGCUCAGCCGGCGCACGCCAUCGACCUGCAGGCGCACGCCAAGCACGGCGUCAACGUGCAACCCUGCUCCUCAUAGACAGCAGUACACACAGACACACACACACACACACACACACACACACACACACACACACACACACACACACAACCAGAGACUAUAGAGUGAUGGAGUCACACUCCUCCCCACACUCCCGGACACACACACAACCGCAAACGCAGAGAAAGAACGAAGAUGGAUAAAGAGAGAGGAGGAGAGAUAGAGGAAGAGAGAGGGAGCGACUCAUAUAGAACCUGUUACACACUCGGUGCUGCGCUGCUACCAAAAACACACACACACACACACAUAAACACACUCACACAAAGAAAAGCAAGGAUUCUUCUCUCUGUCUGCGUUAAAACCAAAAAACUAAAAAAAGAGAUAACAUUUCAAUCGUAUUAACAAGUCUUCCCUUCCUCUGUGUUGUAUUCUCGAUGAAGGACUAUUAACACAGGAGAACCAGAACAGUUGACAUAUUCCCGGUAGUAGCUUAAGACCAGCAGAGUCAAGAGUCAAAGUGCAUUAGAUCCUCAACGAAGGCUCAGAUCCUAUGGAGGUGGAGAUGUUUUUACAGCACUGAAUUUUUUUAUUUAUAUGCAUAUGAAUAUAUAUUAUAUAUUUGUGUGGGGGGCGGGGGGAAACGUGCAAACUAACCACAACCGCUUUUCUUAUUUCCUGGAGUGUCCAGGUCUCUUUUUCUUCGGUUUUCUUUAUAGGUCUUAGUGUGAUUAAGAUCGAAAGAAAUUUUCAGAUCUUUAGGCCUAACCGUCUUGACUUUUCUCUGUGUUACCGUAGUUUGGGAGGUGAGCACAUUUAACUGUCUUCUAGAGACUGUUGGGAGAGGGGGCCGUGGUCACAGCCACAGGCUUUCAUUAGACGCAACUCAGGUUAACAGGUGGAAUACAACAUGCAGGACUGCAUGGAGCAAGGGGAUUCAGGAACGGAACAGUGCGUUUUUGAUGUAUUUCCGAAUCACCAGACACUCGCUUUUACUGGUAUCUUAUGUUGGGUCUUGCUCUUCCCAUCGACAGAAAUGGGGAAACUUUGGUGCUAUACCCCCUUACAGCCACAGUUGUCUUUUGGUGUAAAGUUUCAGUUGUGUCACAGUGGCUUAGCGUUGGGAGUUUGCGAACGGUAACAAUGAGAUAUUACUUAUUCAUGUCGGUCCCUGAUGGAGUAGAAAACCAAUUUUUUAUCUAUACAUUCUAGAAUGUGUGAUUGUUUGUCUCUGUGAGUUUAUCUAUGAAUGGCAUAUUUGCGUGUGUGUUUGUGUGUCAGAGUGCGUGUGCGUGUUUGUGUUUGCAUGUGUAAUUUCUCUUAUAUCGAAACAGAAAGUCUAUAGCAAAAAUGCCUCAACUUGUUGCCAAACGUUAACCUUAAUGUUUCUAGCUGCUACAGGACCAGUGUUUGCUAGAUCCACCUUGUAGCCAUUCAACAAUGUCUUCAACAACAGUUGAGGCCGUGUGUGUGUGUGUGUGUGUGUGUGUGUGUGUGUGUGUGUGUGUGUGUGUGUGUGUGUGUGUGUGUGUGUGUGUGUGUGUGUGUGUGUGUGUGUGCAUUUGGCCUCCCUCUCCCCAUAGAACGCCAUGCUCACUCGCCCCCUUCUUGAUCAUAUGAAUAGACAUUCAUCACCGCAUGUUCACCUCGGGCUUCACAGACCAUGUCACCUUUUUUUGUACGCUUAAAAUGUUUCAUAUUCAAAAGAAAUAGCACUAUAAUUUUACUCACAGUUGCUUCAUAAUUUAUUGUUUCUUUCAUAUAUAUUUUUUUUUUCCUAUUUUCAAUUUUUUUUUGCUUUGCUUGAUACCACUUUUUGAAGCAAUACCUUUACUGCUGUUCUUUUUGGUCAUCGUUUUUUGCCUCCCACAUCCCCCAACCCCAUUUUUAUUUUCAUGUUUCCCGGAAAAACUUUUGUUAAAACCUUUCUCCACCUGUAGUCCCUGUACUCUCUCAGCCAUUAUACAUGACCUCUGUUGAGCCCACAUUUCGCUCCAGGAUUCUAUUAUCCUGAACAACAGCUGGCCUCAAUUCAGAAUCAGUCUGAGCAUUAUGUUGCAUACAAGGAAGCAGCCAUAUUAUUUGGGGGGGGAAAUGUGCUGUAGGUGAAGUUAAAGAGGGCAAGAGGUUUCCCCCAAAGAACGACUACUUUGGGGGUGUUGGGGGUAUGAAUUCACAACUGGAGGUCCAUAUGAACUGUAAAUUGGCUUGCCCCACCAUAUCCAUUAACUACGUCAAGGCAAUGAUUUGAAAGAACAAUUAUUCAUGAACUGUUUCUGAUUGGAACAUUUUCCAUAAUGUGGUCAUUAUUUCUUUCAUUCAUGUUUAACUCCAGAUGACAGGCCAAAAUGUGGAAGUAAUGCAUCAUGGAGAUCAGUGAUGGGAAUUGUACAAGUUGAAAUAGUGUCUUACCAACAAUUUCUUUCCAAGUGUUUAAACUACCCCCCUUUUUUUUUUUUUUUUUUGGUGUUUCUUAAUUAAAAACAAAAUUCAUGUGCUAA
Messenger RNA from Gadus macrocephalus (Pacific cod), 10914 nucleotides. RefSeq names its product basement membrane-specific heparan sulfate proteoglycan core protein-like. Lineage: Eukaryota; Metazoa; Chordata; Actinopteri; Gadiformes; Gadidae. Gene Ontology annotation, molecular function: cell adhesion molecule binding; calcium ion binding. Gene Ontology annotation, biological process: cell-cell adhesion. The transcript has 56 exons. The record is from RefSeq and is a predicted model, not a curated record. The coding region runs from base 1376 to 8455 and encodes 2359 amino acids. Gene Ontology annotation, cellular component: neuron projection; cell-cell junction.